Suncus etruscus (white-toothed pygmy shrew) is the source of this 853-nucleotide messenger RNA. It is a transcript of the gene NTF4, whose product is annotated as neurotrophin 4. Gene Ontology annotation, cellular component: extracellular region. Gene Ontology annotation, molecular function: nerve growth factor receptor binding; growth factor activity. Lineage: Eukaryota; Metazoa; Chordata; Mammalia; Eulipotyphla; Soricidae. Bases 194 to 853 code for a protein of 219 amino acids. Gene Ontology annotation, biological process: nerve growth factor signaling pathway; nerve development; negative regulation of neuron apoptotic process. The transcript has 3 exons. The record is from RefSeq and is a predicted model, not a curated record.
CCCGAGGAGCCGCCGCCGCCGAAGCACAGGGACCGCGGGGAGCCGAGGAGGCGCCCCGGGUGGCUGUCCCUUGCCUCUCCUGAGAUGUCAGGAAGGAGGGGGUCACCUGUGUCCCCUGCAGGGGUCCCCCGGAGCCUGGGGGCCCCCAGCCCCAGAGCUCGGAGGCGCCGGAGGUGCUGACAGGUGGUCGAAGAUGGUCCCCAGGGCCUCCAGCCCUUUCCCCCUGCUCCUCCUCCUCCUCCUCCUCCUCCCCUCCUUGGCCCUGGCACCCCAGACCCCAACCUCACCGGCGCCCCUGCCCCAGCUCGCAGCCCGGGAGUGGGCCCUGCUGUCCCCACGGGUGGCCCUGUCGCGGGGGGCCCCUGCAGAUCCCCCUCUGCUCUUCCUGCUGGAGGCCGGGGCCUUCGGGGAGGCCCUGGUGGGCACUGCCAACCGUACCCGGCGGGGGGCGAGCGAGCCGGCGGCGGGGACCCCUCAUCGGAGGGGCGAGCUGGCCGUGUGCGACGCGGUGAGCAGUUGGGUGACGGAUCGACGCACAGCCGUGGACUUGCGGGGCCGCCGCGUGGAGGUGCUGGGCGAAGUGCCCGCUUCUGCAGGGGGUCCCCUGCGCCAGUAUUUCUUCGAGACACGUUGCAAGGCCCAGGGAUCCGGGGAAGCAGACGGCGGGGGUGGUGGUGUCAGUGGGGGCGGCUGUCGGGGUGUCGACCGGAGACACUGGCUGUCUGAGUGCAAGGCCAAGCAGUCCUACGUGCGGGCCCUCACGGCAGACGCCCAGGGCCGCGUGGGCUGGCGCUGGAUUCGAAUCGACACGGCCUGCGUGUGCACGCUUCUCAGCAGAACUGGGCAGGCCUGA